GCCGUGGCCCCGGCGACACCACUGCAUGGGGCAAAACACACUCUGCAUGCCACAGCAGCGCGAGUAAGCGCUGGCGCUUGCGAUGCUUCCUUGCGGCCAUCGCUCUUCUGCAGCUUGAACGGAUAGAGGCAGUUACAUGUAACGGUCACAUUGCAUUGUUCAACGCACUGAACCGUCGCGUCGAUGGGCGCAGGCGCAUCAGUGGAAGGAGGGAAUGCGUCUCCAGCGCUAACGCCGCGAGUCAUGGUUGCCAUGCAAGCUAAGACAAGGCUGACUCCUGAGGAGCUGCAACUUCUUGGGGUGCAUUUUCAGAGGUAUCAGCUCCAAGACGGCCCAGCAGCAGCUAUCAGCACGGACACCGUGAGUCUACCCACAGGCAGUAUCGACCGCGUCAAGUUUCAGCAAGCGAUGGGACUACCCGAAAAGGAAUCCACCUACGCCGACCGCCUCUUCAACUUGAUCGAUGCAAACCACGACGGCCGCAUCUCGUUUGAGGAGUUUGCGCUGAGUGUGUCGCUGCUGUCGACCAAGGCCACGCUUCACGAAAAAAUUAAACUAUCGUUUGAUAUCCUCGACAUGGACGGUGACGGCCAGAUCGCCAAGGGGGAACUCGCCACGAUGCUGCACAUCACAACUACCGAGAACAACAUCAAGUUAACGAAAGACCAGGUCGAGCUCAUCGUGAACAAAACAUUCGUUGAGCUUGGCGCGGACGGUGCCAUCACGUUCGACAAGUACUCGAACCUCGUCGCAGCGAACGAAGGCAUGGUGAGCCACUUGUCCGUGAACCUCGCGUACAUGCUCAACGUGACGGGCGUACAGGCCUCUCUCCAAGCAACCGUGUAAUCCUAGACUAGACACUUUACGAACGCGUUGUCGUGUUCACGCUUUCAGAUUUUUGGCUUGGCCAUUCUGGUCCAUCAACGUGCCAGGGUGCCGUCGCGAGGAUGCGAUGUAGCUACCUAUAGUCAAUUUUCUCUCUAUGAAUAAAUACAGAAGGCGCCAUGCAUUUUGGCCAUCACUAGCUGCACUG
Aphanomyces invadans is the source of this 1033-nucleotide messenger RNA. RefSeq lists its product as hypothetical. The coding region runs from base 184 to 846 and encodes 220 amino acids. The transcript is spliced from 2 exons. Gene Ontology annotation, biological process: calcium-mediated signaling. The record is from RefSeq and is a predicted model, not a curated record. NCBI's taxonomy places the organism in Eukaryota, Oomycota, Saprolegniomycetes, Saprolegniales, Verrucalvaceae. Gene Ontology annotation, molecular function: kinase binding; calcium ion binding.